AUGAGACCUGCCGCAGCAUCGGGUUGUCCCCCGCCUCCGCCGCCAGAUAUUCCAGUGAGUAGAGGGGGUGAUCUCAGGAAGCCCCGAUUCGAACUCAUGCUAGUUUGCAUGGUCGGAGACGUACGUUGGUGCGGUGUCUCAGAGUAUUUGCGGGUGCUGACCGCGAUGGCACGCCUCUGACCCUAAGGUCAUACACGCGGUUUUGUGACGGCGGCGGCGGUGGUUGUCGUGGCAACGACUACACUCCCGCCACUGUCGGCGACACACUGUCUGGAGAUGGCCUCGAGUGAGCGGAGGGUGAGUGGAUGGGUGUCUGCAACCGCCACUCAUUCCUUCAUCGUCCAUUCGGACCAAUUAUUUGCAUAAAGUUUUGGGUCCAAGUUUUUUGCAAUGCAGAUCAUGUCUGGACUUCUCAUGUCACACCCACUUCUUCCACACCCCAACCCCAUAUUCGUGCGUUCAGCCAAUUUAGCCUAGCAUUGGCUUGAGCAUACUUUCUCGCGUCUGUAUGGGGUGCAGCUGCGAGAUACGUAAGGCUCAGCAAUCAACGACAACUUAAAUUGUUUUGGCUCGGACUGGUGUGGGAGGGAGGGUGCAGGUGGUGGGGCCUGUCCGUCCCUCAUCCAGCACCUCGUUUCGCCUCAAAAUGAACAAGCAGACGCGCUGAAAUCUAGGCGCACACACAAACAACUAUGGCUGUGCGCUUUGCGUGGCAAUUUUCGUCCUCGUGGAUUCUGAUGGACAUGCUUAUUAACAUAUUCGAUUGGCGUCCUGCUUGAGCCAGGUGGACUUUGACACAUUCGCUAGUGUUUGGAUGUUUUAAACUUCGUUUCGAAUGCACUGCACUCCUUGGUGUUUUCCAGUCUUGUGUUGGGAAGCAACCCGUCCAUUUAGAUUUAUGAAUGUAUAGUUAGCUGUGGAUUCGAGCUACUGUUUGUUAUCGGUAGCCAAUAACCUAGAAAUAGCCCUUCAAUCCUCCCUCGUCGCCUUCGAUUCAUGUGUAUCCAGACAUGUAUGAGUUUCCGACAAACUCAACUGAUGUAGACGGUUGUUUCCCGUCUGUUUUGUCCUCUGCAACAGUUGGUUUGUGAGGUUCUGUAUUGGCGUGAACUUGUUUUUUGAUUGAGCGCCAAAUCCACCUCCUCUCCACUUAGCCAUGCGUCUGCAGUCGGUCCGUUUGCACUUUUACUGUCGGUUGGGUUGCUGUUGUUGUGUAUGGUCCUGUCGGUCGUUUUAAUGUCGUUUAAGUGGUUGCCGGUCGUUCUGAGAGUGCCUGUGUUAUCUCGAGAUUAGAUUCAUAGGCAUUGGCGGAUGUGCACACUUCGCGCCAGGUCCAAAUCAAAGGACCCUUCUGUCCGGUAAUACAGGUAUGCAGGAUACUUUUACCUGCAUUUCUGUGUUAAUGAAUGAUAAUGCGAUUUGUGUCAUGUACGGCGUUUUUUGAGGAAAGCUUUUCAGACUUGCGUGAGGUGCAUUAGUCCGCGACUCCUGAACCGCCAGGCAGUCACUUUGUUGCCGUCAAGGCUGUCGGCAUAGCCAUUAUACGUCCAUUCUCAACUGACGAGUUAUUUGGACAGACGGUCUCUCUGAGUAUGCGUUCAACUAGUGAUUCUGCCGCACGUCCCCCCUAUUUUACUCGCAAUCGUAAAUUCCUCAUUUCAAAAUCGCCUAUCGUCAAAUUCUUGGCCUGACUCCUCGUAGGUGGUGAGGGCAAACGUCCAAAUGUGGAGAUUUUGGUACACUGUAGUGGAAGGUAUUUGCAGCAUUAGUUUUAUCUUUAAGAAUCUGUCGCCCAAUCUGUCGAAGAUCAAUUGCAGAGAUACAGUCCUACACUUGACAGAAGCUUGCUUUAACUUAAGCCAGAUUUUCCGUUGAUUGCUUAGAGUCUUCCAGAAGCCGGCGAAGAAGCCUUCGCUUGUCAUGAGCAUAAAUCUCGUCGGGUAAGUUUUGGUUGCCUGCGGCAUGAGAACAAUUUUGGAAUUUCUAGUGGAUGGAAGGGAAGCGUUACUUGGGAAUUUACGUGUUUUCCCUUUGAGAAAGGGAAUUCUACAGGUCAACGAAACUUGGUGAGGGCAAAUGUCCAGAUGAGGAGCUUCUGGUAUGCUGAAAUGGAAUAUAUUCUCAGUAGGCGUUUCAAAUUAGAGAAUGUAUUGUCUCGUCUUGCGACGUUUAAUUGCAAGGAUGCAGUUAGUGUGCAAUAAAUAGAAUUUCGCUGAAGCUUAGGUUGGAUCGUCCUUUGAUUGUUUACAGUCCUCUAGGACCCGCUGCGGAACCCUUCCCCAGUGAGGGGCAUAAAUCCUGUCGGGUAAGUUUCGGUUGCCUGUAACAUGAGGAAAAUUAUGGAAUUUCUGGCGGAUGGAAAGGAUGCGUUAAUUGUGAAUUCUCAUGUUUUGCCUCAGAGAAAGGGAAUUCUGCAGGUCAGUGAACCUUGGUUGUUACCGGUCCAUGGAGAGUAAGAUCGUGCGUUUUGGAGGAAUAGUUUGGGUAUUCAUGCAAGUCCGCAGUGAGGUAAAGUGUGCUCUAUUUGUAAUGAGCACAUUUGGGGAAAUCGGUAUGGUCGCAGACCGAUCAUGGUUGGGAAUCGUGAGUCAGGCAUGUUUGCAUCUUUAAAUUCGUUGCGUAAAUUUAGCUCCAAACGGGAAACCUUUGUUGCCGGGGGACUUCCAGCCCAUUUGCCGAUUUUGUUAUAUGGCUGCCCUGGAGUAAAUGGAUUCUUUAGAACAUUUUCGGGUUUGAGGUAGCGUGUACCUUCGCCAGUUCUUCGCGAACAAUCAAAAGUAAAUAGAACAGGUUCUGACGAUGCCUUGCAGUCGUUUUUGUGAUUUGCAGCUGUGUUGACUAAUGCUUUUCUGGAAUGUGCCUUAAUGCAGAAACUGCGUUUGAUGUCAAUCACAAUGCGCUGUUCGACGUAGUAGGCUAACUAAUCGCGUAGCAACUUGCGCAGGCGGUGUUGCUGACGUCAGUAAGCAGCAGGUGGUGGGGGCCUGUAUUGCGUUGUGCAAAGCUGAGCACAUCACGUGAGUCCAGGAGGCCACAAAGUCACCACGAAUAGCCUGAAUAUGCAAAGGAAGCGUGCUAAGAUGAGAGCAAGGUGAUGUGUUAUUUUUGUCUCCAGAUUGAAACAGCUUGGAUACACAGACAGACCUACUCGUCUGGACUUGUUUGCUGACGCACAGUUCCGCCAGCGUGUGUGCUUAUGAAGAGAUUACGAGUCCAGAUAUGUGGCAAGAGUUGGGAGGUGUUCAAACUCACACACGUUGGAGGGGAUGGGCACCCAGAAUAUACAUUAAACCCCUUCCUCCCCCCGCCCCCCUCCACUUCCCUAUUCCUUUCCUCCCCCCAUCUGUUGCAAGUAGGAUUUCAGUCUCAUGCAUCUGUUGUGAAAUGUGUUCCCCUUUGGCUAAUUUCUCUGCCAGUGGCUGUGGCCGCUAGAGUGGGAGUUCGGGCGUCGCGAUCGACGACGUCCACCGUGCGCUCCACGGGACUGGGCGCAACAGCGGUGACUUGGGUGUGAAUUAGUCUACGGCGAGGCAGAUUUGCAUGGCGUCUGCAGCACUCGCUGCCCCCUGAUCCUCGCAUCCGAUGGCUGACCGGUUCGAACAGUGGACUGGUGUCUGUGAGUGGGAAUACUGAUUUAGGUCGACUCUUGGGGGGCUGCGUCCUCACGGCAGUCAGUGUACAUUCCUCAUUAUAAACAAUCCGACACGCUUUAAAGUUAUCAUGUUGUGCUACAUGCCGCGGCUUGGAAGGCUGUCAUCUGACAUGAUAACCCAGUUGUCCUCUUAGGACGGAGAGUCAGGCUGCGAUUACCCCUUCUUAUGGCAGUCCAUCUCAGUUGGGAUCCGAGAAGCCCCUUUCUUGGUUGUGUGAGAAGCUCGUUCAUCGUGCGUGUAUGUGGCGUGUGGGUCAUGCACAGCCGAGCUGUUUAGCUCCAUCAGCCACUGCACCCGAUCCCGCCGCCAUUCUGCGAUACUGUCUCAAGACCUAUUUCACCUUCGGCGGACAAAUGCACGAACAAAUAAAAGGCACUCCUAUAGGCUCCCCUAUAUCAGGCCUAAUCGCUGAAGUAGUUCUUCAACGGGUAGAACAUUUGGUGUUCACCAAGUAUCAACCAAAGUUCUGGGCCCGCUAUGUCGAUGACACCUUCGUAGUUGUCAAAACAACUGACAUUGAACACCUAAAAGAACUACUGAACUCGGUUGACCCGGAUCUCCAAUUUACGAUGGAAGCAGAAACAAACAACCAACUCCCCUUACUUGACGUACUUGUGCGCCGGUGUACCACUGGACAGCUGCAAACUACAGUAUUCCGAAAAUCCACCGACACGAGACAGAUCCUACACUUCAACAGCAGCCAUCCUCUGUCUCACAAACGUAGUUGUGUCCGCACUCUAUUCCAAAAAGUCGAAACACACUGCAGCACACCAGAAGAUAAAAGGGCCGAACGAUUGUACCUUGUGAACCUAUUUGCAGCCAAUGGUUAUCCCAGGCAUUUCAUCGAGAGAAGCAGACGUUGGGCGCCCAGACCACGGCCAAAUGAGCAGCAACCCGAAGUCUGGAGGGCCAUUCCUUACGUUAAAGGGGUCUCUGAAGCGGUCUCGCGACUGUUGCACCCCACCACAGUAGGCAUAGCCCAUCGACCACAAGCAACAAUUCGACGUCGCCUAAUGCAGCCUAAGGACCCAUUGCCACCCGCUGAAACCUCAGCAGUCAUCUACAAAAUAAAUUGCAAUGAGGGCGACUGCAACUAUGUGGGCGAAAGCGGGCGGAAAUUGCAAACUCGCCUACAAGAGCACAAAUCGGCCACUCGGAGGUUAGACCCUAACUCUCAACUAGCAACACACGUUGGGGAAACGGGGCAUACUUUUGACCUCCAGAGGGCUACCAUCUUAGGCCGAGGCAACACAAAAACAGAACGGCUAACUCUCGAGGCGUGGUUCUCCGAUGCCCACUCUAUCAACAGGCAUCUGGACCUUCCUGCAGCUUACAAAGUCCUACGUCAUCACAAUCGUAAAGCUCAGGACCAAACAACCACACCAGACUUAAGAAGGCCGCACGGAGAUAGCCCGACGCUGAGUCUACUCGGUGAGGAAGAAGAAGAACCGCCAGACCAACCGCCCGACUAAAGUCCAAUCAGUUCCCCUCGACGGAGUGGUGACUCACAAAGCACACAGGCAAAACGCCCGUCAACCAUCUCCCGAGAAGCCGAGGCAGCGAGAGGAGGGCAAAAUCGAUCAGCAUGAGGCCGGCCAACACGACUGCCACUUUAAAGUAAAUUUCUGAUCGAUUAAGUGCAUUUUACGCUUUUACAAUGAAGAGCCGACCCAGCUCUUUGAAACGUCAGCACUUAAAUAAACCUCUUCCGGAGAGCCUGUCUUCGUCUUCAAUUAAUCAACCCGGAUAUCUCAACUUUGCCAAUCUACUUGACUCUGUUUUGACGUGCUCAUGUGUAUGAGCUGGGAGGGAGUGCGGUAUACGCAGCGCAAGUCGAUCCUCGCUAUAACCUUAUUCAUAAGCUGAGAUGGCAGAAAUGAAUCCCAGACACUGACAGGAUGCCACAGCAUCUACGCCAUGCUGAGUCAACUGCAGCUGCAUUGGAGCGGCCAUCUCGUGCGGAUGGACGACGAGUGGCUACCCAAACGACUCUUCUACCGAGGUGUCGCCACGGGUUACCGCCGCCAAGGAGGAUAAAUUCGUCGAUUCAAGAAUGCUCUGAAGUCCUCCCUGAAGUGUCAGCAAAUAAACCCCGCCAACUUGGAGGAGCUCUUUCGAGACCGACCGACCUAGAGGAGGUCAGUGAAGAGAGGCGCAGUGAUCUGCGAAACCAACCGCAUUGCCGCCACGAAAGCCAAACGCGAAGCCCGGAAAUCUCAGCUGCGCCCUCCUCGCUAUGCUAACGAAUAACCGCCUCGAGCGUGUCCACGGUGUCAACGGACAUUCCGGACGCCAAAUGGACUUGUUGGAAACCUUCCGAUCAACUGCACCGCUCGGACUGCACUAACCGUCUUCCCCCGUCCACCUCUUCCUCGUCCUCUAUGUCGUCAACAGAUUCUGACAGCCCUUCUUAACCACCACUCCCAUCCUCCUCCUCCUCCUCCUCCUCUUUCCUCUUCUUCUUCUUUAAUGCCUCUUAGUCUUCCAUUUCGGCGUCUACCAAGCACAUCAACAUGGCACACAAUCCUAACACAUCAACAAACACCAAAACCAUCACUGACGACACCAGGAAUGAGGACCAGGCUACACCUGUCCUCACUACGACCGCACCUCCACCGCAUACGCCGGCCUGGUCGGUCACUUGCAAAUCCAGCGCACAGAGUCUGGCGAACCAGUGCCUGGAGCACCAAACUACACCCGCCACACCCGUCUCCACUGCCCACACUGUCCUCGCACAGACAUGCACCGCAUGGGCCUAUUUUGCCACAUCCGCGUCCGUGAAAACCUGCGGUAGGCAACCGCCGGCUGAAGCACACCACGACAUUCUUCCUCACCACCAUCUUUCCACACAUCAACAUCACCCACCGCAAGAACCCAACUGCCACCUCCCACGAAAGUGGGAAGUGUGCGGCUCCUGUCGCAUGGGUGACUCGAGCCUGAGAUUAUCCCGGCGCGUCAAGCACCGCGGAUUGGAAGGCUACUGA
Molecule: messenger RNA, 6637 nt
Organism: Spirometra erinaceieuropaei
Lineage: Eukaryota; Metazoa; Platyhelminthes; Cestoda; Diphyllobothriidea; Diphyllobothriidae
Source: the annotation of a GenBank genome assembly